UUUUGUAAAAACGGUAAAAACACAUUUUUCGCGUACCUUAAUCGUUAUUUGGCUAAUUGGUAUUUUGCUCGCAGCUACAAAAAGAUUUUUUUGUAUGUGUGGCACAUUAGAGUUCUGCUUACGAGGAUAAUUUCGCUUCCGUUACGGGUCGUCGCAGUGUAAAAGUUCGCGUGGUUGAAAAAAUUUCGAUUUGCUGUACGAGUAUCUUCUCUUUUGGUUUACCGUGAAUCUAUUCUCUCGGGUUUCUUUACAAGAUUUCCGGUGUUUCAAGCUGAGUUCUUCAAGCAGCAAUUGUUACCUUCACUUUUACGAUUGGAAGUGGUCCGCGUUUGCUAGACCGAGUCAACCAAUCAACCCACGAUGGGUAAAGCGAAGAAAAGCAAAAAGGACUCCUCCGCCGUGGCUGCCGGUACCGGCGAGGACGGUUCGGAUAUCGAGAUGAGGCAAAAUAGUUUGACUGAAACAGAAGUGGAAAACCGGAAGAAUGAUAAAAAGAAAAAGGACAAAAAGAUGAAAAAGCUUGAUAGUGAUCAGGAUGAUGCCGAUGACGGGAUGGAACUGGUAACCGAAGAGGUUAAAAAGUUGACCGUCGGAACCAAACAGAAAGACGAAAGUAAGAAGAAAGGAAAAAAGGCUGAGAAAACUGGAGAAGUUGAAGAGGAUGGUGAGGCUGGCCAAGAACCUGACGAAGAUGCUGGCAAAAAGUCGAAAAGCAAGAAGAAAAGCAAAGCCUCCGGAGGAGGUGGUCCUGUUGGAUUUUCUCUGCUGAUGGCAGAGGAUGAUGACGAGGACGAAGAGCCUCAGGGUGACCGAAAUGAUAAUGAUGAUGGAGAAGAUGAGGUGUUCAAGAAGGGCAAGGUUAAAACUAACAAAAAACAGACUAAGGAAGAAAACGAUGAUUCUACGCAAAAGUCCGGCAAGAAAAGCAAGAAAGGUAAAAAGAAGAAGGGCGGAGAUAGUGACGAUGAGGACAUAGAGAAAAUGCUGGCCGAAUUGGAAAUGGAGUAUUCUGGAGUAAAACCAGCUGGUACCGUUGAAGAAACUGCAGUCGCAGCAGACGCGAAGGAACCGGAAAAGGAAAAGAAAAAAGAUAAGAAAGAAAAGAAAAAGAAGGAAGAGACUCCCGAUGUCACAGAAGAGAAACCAGAUGGUGAGAUCCACAUUAAAACUGCUGCCGAAAAGCGUAAAGAAAAGAAGGAGCGCCAGAAGAAAGAAACGCAGAUUGCCAAACAACAAGAGGCAGAAACUACACCGGGCAAUGCUGUCGCUAAGGAAUCGAAGGAAUCAACUCCCAUUCCGGCCAGUCAAGCAGAUGAAGCAGCUCCAGGAGAUGGUAAAAAGAAGAAAAAGAAAGGCAAAAAGGAAGAGGCUGACAAGCCUGCAGAAACAGUAGAAGAUAAAACUGCUACUACGGCGCAGAUAGAAGAUAACAAAUCGGCAGAAACUGCUGGCAAAGAGAGCGAGAAGAAAAAGAAGGGUCCGAACAAAGCAGCUUUGGCUUUAAUGCAGGAAAGGUUAAAGGCUAUUCGAGAGGAGGAGGAGAGACAAAAACGUGAAGAAGAGGAAAAAAUAAGAUUAGCUGAAGAAGCAGAGCGUUAUCAUCAAGAGCAAUUGCGCCUGGAACAGGAAAAGAAAGAGCGCAAAAAGCAAAAAGAGAAGGAACGCAAAGAACGAUUGAAAGCAGAAGGCAAACUGUUGACUGCUAAACAAAAGCAAGAUCGCAUGCGAGCACAAGCUAUGUUGGAUGCUUUAAAGGCGCAAGGUGUGGAAAUACCAGAAGCAGGAGUUGAGAAAAAAGUACGUUUAGGAACUAGGAUCCGUCCGAAGAAGAAGGAUGAUGCCAACAAGGAAGAUGAAUCUAAAGAACCGAGUCCCACGGUAGAAGAACAACAAAGAAUGGAUAUGGAAAAGAUCGAAGCCGAAAAGGCUAAGAUUGAUGAAGUUAAGGAUUCGUGGGAUGCUUCUGACAGUGAAGAAGAAGAAGAGGAGGAACCCGAAAAGGACGGCAAAGAAGGAAAGCAGAAGACCAUUGGCAGGCAAAAAUCGGAGCAGCUAGACUCAGAUGAAGAUGACGACGAUAGUGAGAGUGAAGAGGAUGAUUCUGGAGAAGAAGGAACGGAUAGUGAGAACGAAUCGGAAGAAGAUUCACGGCCGGAGACAGAAAGGAUGCGUCAGCGUGCUUUAGAUAGAAUCGCCAAGAGAACUCAGGAUGCAGAAAAGAAACGUUCUUUGGAAAAUUUGCGUGCGGCUGUAGUGUGCGUUCUUGGCCACGUAGAUACUGGAAAAACUAAAAUUCUUGAUAAACUUCGCCGCACUAAUGUUCAGGAUGCGGAAGCUGGCGGUAUAACACAGCAAAUUGGAGCUACCAAUGUCCCUAUAGACAACAUAAAGGAGCAAACAAAGUUUGUAAAAGGGUAUGGCGAUACGACGUUUAAAUUGCCCGGACUCCUCAUCAUAGAUACGCCCGGUCACGAGUCAUUUAGCAAUCUUCGUAGUCGUGGUUCCUCUCUUUGUGAUAUUGCUAUUCUGGUGGUAGAUAUUAUGCAUGGUUUAGAACCACAAACUAUAGAAUCUAUUAAUUUGUUGAAGUCCAAACGAACUCCAUUUGUGGUGGCUUUGAAUAAAAUCGAUCGUUUGUACGAUUGGAAUACUAUGAAUCGUAAGGAUAUUCGAGAUAUCAUCAAAGCUCAAGCCCCAAACACUCAAAAUGAGUUCCAACAGCGCACAAAUGAAGUAAUUGUUCAGUUUGCCGAACAGAGCCUGAAUGCUGCUUUGUACUACGAAAAUCCAGAUCCCAAUACAUAUAUUUCUUUGGUCCCAACCAGUGCUAUUACUGGCGAAGGUAUGGGAAACCUUCUGUUUCUAAUUGUGCAAUUCUGCCAGAAACAGCUGGCUAAACGUCUCAUGUUUAGUGAAGACCUCCAAGCAACCGUACUCGAAGUGAAGGCUAUUCCCGGCUUAGGAACUACUAUCGAUGCCAUCCUGAUCAAUGGCAAGCUACGCGAGGGCGAUAGUAUGAUUCUAGCCGGCACGGAAGGUCCAAUCGUUACUCAAAUAAAAGCCCUUUUGAUGCCCCAACCGAUGAAGGAGCUGCGCGUAAAGAACGCUUACGUUGAGCACAAGGAGGUAUGGGCAGCCCAAGGCGUGAAGAUUGCCGCCAAAGAGCUGGAGAAGGCAAUUGCGGGCCUUAAUUUGCAAAUAGCUCAGAAACCAGAUGAAAUUGAAAUAUUUAAAGAUAUUGUGGCACGUGAUUUGAAAUCCGUUCUCAGCAGUAUUAAGUUAAGUGAACGUGGAGUUUACGUUCAGGCAUCAACACUGGGAUCAUUGGAGGCGCUGCUCGAGUUUUUGAGAACUUCUAAAAUUCCGUAUUCCGGUAUUCGCAUCGGGCCUGUCGUAAAGCGAGAUGUCAUGAAAGCGUCAACUAUGUUAGAGCAUGAAAAUCAGUACGCCACUAUUCUCGCCUUCGACGUCAAGAUAGAACGGGACGCACAAGACCUUGCCGAUAGUUUAGGCGUGAAGAUCUUCCAAGCAGACAUCAUUUACCAUUUGUUCGACAAGUUCAUGGCUUAUCGGGACGAAAUCAAACAACGUAAACGUGAGGAGUUCAAAACGGUCGCAGUGUUUCCGUGCAAACUAAAGAUCUUACCUCAGUUUGUGUUCAAUUCACGUGAUCCAAUUGUGAUAGGUGUUAUAGUGGAAGCCGGCGUUGUUAAGGAAGGAACGCCGAUUUGUGUGCCAACUAAGGAGUUUGUUGAAUUGGGCGUGGUGACAUCGAUCGAAGCCAAUCACAAACAAAUCGAGACUGCCAGGAAAGGCCAGGAAGUGUGCAUUAAAAUUGACCCGAUCCCAGGCGAAACGCCCAAGAUGUUCGGAAGACAUUUUGAUGAAAAUGAUAUGCUAGUUAGUAAGAUAUCCCGUCAAAGUAUUGAUGCAUGCAAAGACUACUUCCGUGAUGAUUUGCUAAAAUCGGACUGGGCUCUGAUGGUAGAGUUGAAGAAAACGUUCCAAAUUUUGUAGUUUGUCAAAUUUGUCAAUGGUUUUGGCAACCGCUCGUACCGCUGGGAUUUUUGGUUAUGUUUUACAAUUGCAUCUUGCUGUGCUCGAGAUGGGGCCUUCCGGAAAUAGGUAAAUCCAUUCACCAUUCGGAAAGACCUGUUUCGAUAUAGGAAAGUAGCUCUGGCAAGUGUGCAUCUACCCGAUUAUAAGCUAAAACAAUCAAUUUUUCUAUGAGCCCAGUAAUUUUACUUAACUUACAAUUGUUUACACGCUAGGUAUUUAACCAAUUGUUUAACAUCGUGACGUAUAACUGUAAUUAUCUAGGACCUUUACAAUUUCAUCUCUUUUUGGCGUUUUGUUGCUGGUUGGUAUUGCAACAGAAAUCGAAUAAUUAUAGAUAGAAUUUGUGAUUGCAAAUUGUGUUGCAUGUUUGACAGAGAAUGAAUGCCGAAACCAUCUGAAAAGCGUGAGUGUUUAGUAAGAAGAUCUUGUAAUAAAAAAAGUCAUG
Sabethes cyaneus is the source of this 4504-nucleotide messenger RNA. It is a transcript of the gene eIF5B, whose product is annotated as eukaryotic translation initiation factor 5B. Bases 361 to 4017 code for a protein of 1218 amino acids. The record is from RefSeq and is a predicted model, not a curated record. Gene Ontology annotation, molecular function: GTPase activity; translation initiation factor activity; GTP binding. NCBI's taxonomy places the organism in Eukaryota, Metazoa, Arthropoda, Insecta, Diptera, Culicidae. The transcript has 9 exons.